AUGGACCGCUUCGCCGAGACGGAGGGGAAGCUGGCGCACGACCCGCUGACGUACAACCCGGCCGGCUUCGCCGACGAGACAGAGGGCAAGAUGGAGCAGGACCCGCUGAUGUACAGCCCGUGCAGCGCCGCGAGGGCCACGGCAACUGGCAUCCCCGUCGUCGGCGACCAAGGCGUGGCCGUGUUACCGGGGCCGCUGAUCGUGGGCGCGGGGCCGGCGGGCCUGUCGUGUGCGGCGAGGCUCACCAUGGGAUCCGUGCCCUACGCGCUCCUGGAGCGCGACGUGUGCGUCGCCUCCAUGUGGCACCGCCGCACGUACCACAGGCUGUGCCUGCACCUGCCCAAGCGCUACUGCGAGCUGCCACUCAUGCCCUUCCCGCGCAGCUACCCCACGUACCCGACCAGGCAGCAGUUCCUCGCCUACAUCGAUGAGUACAUGCGCACCUUCGGCAUCCGCCCCUUCUUCCGCCAGGAAGUCGUCGCCGCUGAGCACGACGGCGAGUACUGGUGCGUGCGCACCAAGGAUGCCAUCGCCAGCCCCAUCAAUGGCGGCGGCGAAGAGUCCAUCAACUUGUGCGCCAGGGAGUACCGCUCUAAAUGGCUCAUUGUGGCCACAGGGGAGAACGCGCAGCCUGUUGUACCAGAGAUUGAGGGAAUCCAUAACUUCAAGGGCCAGGUCAUGCACUCCAGCGAAUACCGUAGCGGCGAGGCCUUCCAAGGCAAGAAGGUGCUCGUUGUCGGCUGUGGCAACUCCGGCAUGGAGGUGUCUCUUGACCUCGCCAACCAUAAUGUGCACACCUCCAUUGUUGUGCGCGAUUCGGGGCACGUCCUUCCAAGAGAGAUCAUGGGACUCUCAACUUUUACUUUGUCCUUGUGGCUUCUUAUGUUUCUACGUGUCCAGAUAGUGGAUCGGAUCCUUCUCCUCCUUGCCUGGUUCGUUCUAGGCAAUACUGCACGCUUUGGUAUUCCUCGACCUAGUAUGGGUCCAAUGGAGCUCAAAAAAGUGUGUGGGAAGACGCCUGUGCUUGACGUGGGUACAAUAGCAAGGAUCAAGUCUGGAGACAUCAAAGUGUUUCCGGCAAUCCAAAGUUUCCAAGAGCAUGGUGUAGAGUUUAUUGACGGGACGAUCGAAUCAUUUGAUGUUGUGAUUCUUGCCACAGGUUACAAAAGCAAUGUUCCUUAUUGGUUGAAGGAGAAUGAUUUUUUUUCACAAAAAGAUGGAUUUCCACGCAGACCAAAUGAAUGGAAAGGAAAGAAUGGUCUCUAUGCUGUUGGGUUCUCAAGACGUGGUCUCCUUGGUGUGUCCAUGGAUGCCACCAAAAUUGCAGAGGAUAUUGUGCAGUCUUACAAUGAUAUAUAUAAGCUAUGA
Miscanthus lutarioriparius is the source of this 1368-nucleotide messenger RNA. The record is from the annotation of a GenBank genome assembly. NCBI's taxonomy places the organism in Eukaryota, Viridiplantae, Streptophyta, Magnoliopsida, Poales, Poaceae.